AUGGCGAACGACGAGUACGAUUUCCUCUUCAAGGUCGUUUUGAUCGGAGACUCAGGCGUCGGCAAAUCAAACUUGCUGAGUCGUUUCACUCGCAACGAGUUCAAUCUAGAUUCAAAAUCCACCAUCGGUGUCGAGUUUGCGACCAGAUCCAUCCAAGUGGACACAAAGACGAUCAAGGCACAGAUCUGGGACACGGCGGGACAGGAGAGAUAUCGUGCUAUCACGUCUGCCUACUACCGAGGAGCAGUCGGUGCCCUCUUGGUCUACGAUAUCAGCAAGCAUCAGACCUAUGACAAUGUCACGAGAUGGUUGAAAGAGCUGCGGGAUCACGCGGAUGCCAACAUUGUCAUCAUGCUAGUUGGAAAUAAGAGUGAUCUACGACAUCUACGUGCUGUUCCUACAGAAGAAGCCAAACAAUUCGCCAGUGAAAACAAUCUCUCGUUUAUCGAGACUUCAGCGCUGGAUGCGAGCAACGUCGAACUGGCAUUCCAGAAUAUCCUAACAGAAAUCUAUCGGAUCGUCUCGAGCAAGGCUCUUGACAACGGCGACGCAGCGCAGGCACCAACUGGCGGUGUGAAGAUUGACAUGACUCCUUCAGGAGCCCCAGAUGCCAAAGGUAACAAGUGCUGUUAA
Messenger RNA from Cladophialophora bantiana CBS 173.52, 633 nucleotides. RefSeq lists its product as uncharacterized. Bases 1 to 633 code for a protein of 210 amino acids. Gene Ontology annotation, biological process: exocytosis. Gene Ontology annotation, molecular function: GTP binding; GTPase activity. The record is from RefSeq and is a predicted model, not a curated record. Gene Ontology annotation, cellular component: recycling endosome. Lineage: Eukaryota; Fungi; Ascomycota; Eurotiomycetes; Chaetothyriales; Herpotrichiellaceae. The transcript is spliced from 3 exons.